Phytophthora sojae is the source of this 732-nucleotide messenger RNA. RefSeq lists its product as hypothetical. The record is from RefSeq and is a predicted model, not a curated record. The coding region runs from base 1 to 732 and encodes 243 amino acids. The transcript has a single exon. Lineage: Eukaryota; Oomycota; Peronosporomycetes; Peronosporales; Peronosporaceae.
AUGGCCGACGACGUCGAGGCGCUCAAGCGCGAGCUGGAGGCGCUCAAGCUGCAGCUCGAGCAGGAGCGCAAGAAGAACACCGCUGCCGCCGCCGACAGCCCCCAGCAGAAGCCCGAGCGGGUGGCGCAGCGAGACCAGAGCGCCAAGUCGAAGCGGCGAGGGGGCGACACGACGGCGUCAACAGCCCCGAAGGAGCAGUGCGUCUACGUGCAGCACGCCGCGGUAGGAGCCCGGCGCGGCAAGUGGUGGCUGCGCGACCGACAGGUGCUUCCGCGCAGCGCAUCGGAGGACGGCGGCGGCGGCGAGACUCUGAAAGUGCGGGAGACCUGGGUCUGGAGCGGCCGGGCGGUCGUCCUUGAUAAAAUCGUGCGACUCGACGACGAGGAAGAGGACGAGCAGGAGCCGGCAGAGUUGGAGCAAGCCAAACCAGAAGCAAAGCAGCCGAAUGAUGCCGACAUCACGAGCGCUGUGCCCGUUGAAGUCGCCGCAGCUCCAAGCGAGACCAGUCCGCAGCAAGAGCAGCAAUCCGAUGCAGCAGAGACAACUAAGUCUGGGGAGGAUGCGGCCCCGGUAGAUGCACCUGCUGAGAAUGUUGCCCAGGAGGUGACAACACCGCCGCCGCCGACACCAGCGAAGGCGGACGAUGAGGUGCGAGAGAGCUCCGCUACAACGGCAAAAUUGCCGGUGAUUGACUCUACAUCGCUGCCCAUAGCAGUGGACACCAACUCGUAG